Lutra lutra (Eurasian river otter) is the source of this 2479-nucleotide messenger RNA. It is a transcript of the gene FBXO3, whose product is annotated as F-box protein 3. The coding region runs from base 49 to 1464 and encodes 471 amino acids. Lineage: Eukaryota; Metazoa; Chordata; Mammalia; Carnivora; Mustelidae. The record is from RefSeq and is a predicted model, not a curated record. The transcript is spliced from 11 exons. Gene Ontology annotation, molecular function: protein binding.
GCCAGGGCGGGGCCAGGGCGGGGCCAGGCCUGCACCGGGCCAGGCAAGAUGGCGGCCAUGGAGACCCAGUUAGCACCGCUGACCCUAGAAUCGCUGCCCACCGAUCCCCUCCUCCUCAUCUUAUCCUUCUUGGACUACCGGGACCUAAUCAAUUGUUGCUAUGUCAGUCGAAGACUUAGCCAGCUAUCAAGUCAUGAUCCGCUGUGGAGAAGACAUUGCAAAAAAUACUGGCUGAUAUCUGAGGAAGAGAAAACACAGAAGAAUCAGUGUUGGAAAUCUCUCUUCAUAGAUACUUACUCUGAUGUAGGAAGAUACAUUGACCAUUAUGCUGCUAUUAAAAAGGCCUGGGAUGAUCUCAAGAAAUAUUUGGAGCCCAGAUGUCCUCGGAUGGUUUUAUCUCUGAAAGAGGGCGCUCGAGAGGAAGACCUAGAUGCUGUAGAAGCUCAGAUUGGUUGCAAGCUUCCUGAUGAUUAUCGAUGUUCAUAUCGUAUCCACAAUGGGCAGAAGUUGGUGGUUCCUGGGUUGUUGGGGAGUAUGGCGCUGUCCAACCACUAUCGUUCGGAGGAUUUGUUAGAUGUCGAUACAGCUGCUGGAGGCUUCCAGCAGAGACAGGGACUGAAGUACUGUCUCCCAUUAACUUUUUGCAUACAUACUGGUCUGAGUCAGUACAUAGCAGUGGAAGCUGCAGAGGGCCGAAACAAAAAUGAAGUUUUCUACCAGUGUCCAGACCAAAUGGCUCGGAAUCCAGCUGCUAUUGACAUGUUUAUCAUAGGUGCUACUUUUACCGACUGGUUUACUUCUUAUGUCAACAGUGUUGUAUCCGGUGGCUUCCCAAUCAUCAGAGACCAAAUUUUCAGGUACGUUCAUGAUCCAGAGUGCGUGGCAACAACUGGGGACAUAACCGUUUCAGUUUCUACAUCGUUUCUGCCAGAACUCAGCUCUGUCCACCCACCCCACUACUUCUUCACAUACCGAAUCAGGAUUGAAAUGUCAAAGGAUGCACUUCCUGAGAAGGCUUGUCAGUUGGACAGUCGUUAUUGGAGAAUAACAAAUGCUAAAGGUGAUGUAGAAGAAGUUCAAGGACCUGGAGUAGUUGGUGAAUUUCCAAUCAUCAGCCCAGGUCGGGUAUAUGAAUAUACAAGUUGUACCACAUUUUCUACAACAUCAGGAUAUAUGGAAGGAUAUUAUACCUUCCAUUUUCUUUACUUUAAAGACAAGAUCUUUAAUGUUGCUAUUCCCCGAUUCCAUAUGGCUUGUCCAACAUUCAGGGUGUCUAUAGCCCGAUUGGAGAUGGGUCCUGAUGAGUAUGAAGAGAUGGAAGAGGAGGAAGAGGAGGAGGAGGAAGACGAGGACGACGAUGACUCGGCGGACAUGGACGAGUCUGACGAGGAGGAUGAGGAAGAGAGGCGGAGGAGAGUCUUUGAUGUGCCCAUUCGCAGACGCCGCUGCUCUCGCCUUUUUUAGGGAGGCCGUCCUGAUGGAAGCGCCGGCAUGAAUCCAGUUGUUAAAGAGAUUUCCCAAUAAUGUAAAUAAUUAAAUUGUUCUCCACAUAUAGCCGGAAAACUAGCAUGAGAUAUUGUUCCAGGCCCUGGGUUCUAUGAGACACCACGUUAGGAACUGGAUUGUUUUGGUUUGCUUUGUGUUUUGAGGUAGAGGAGAAAAUGGGAAUCUUUUUUUCUUUCUCUCUCUUGUAGCAGUCAGAGGGAGAAUACUUCUCUAGCUAAAGAACAGACAUUUCUUAGUUUCACAAUAUUUUAUACUUCUACAAAUACGGAGAUGGGAGGGAAUUGUUUUGAGUAAGGAUUGAAAACGGUAGCAGAAAUACCUACACAAGGAGAGAGAGAAACUAUGAAUGAUUCUGUGAAAAGACUUCUUGCAGUUGUGACUUAUUUAGAAAUGAACAGAAUUUGUAAUUAGGCUAAUCCAUUGAGUGAUUCCUAUAUAUUUUGUACUCACAGGGAACUAACUAAAUAGCUUGAAUGCUAGUUGUUUGUCCUUUCUUAGACAAUCUAUCCUUGAAUUUGAAAUUUUCCUCACUACAACCUUGAACUUAAAGUCUUCAUCACUAUGACCUUGGCCUUGCAUUUAGUCUUCAACUCUGCCAACCUUUAAUUUAAAAUCUUCAACAUGACAACCUUGAAUUUAAUUUAAAGUCUUUUAACGCUAUGACCUUUAUCAUACUGUUCACAGAUGCAUCAUUUUUGAAAUGUAGUGUGUAAAAGUAUUGUGUUGUUUAUUAACAAGAGUCUUCACAAUGUCUCAUGUAGUCUGAAUUUGUAAAUACUGCUUCCUGUUUUGUUUUUCCUUUAUACACUUGACUGUCUAACUUUGUGAUAAGUGACAUGAAUUUUAUGUUAAGAUUAAGUAUGUUUUCCUGAAACAUGGAUUUUUUUUGUAAUUAUAUAAUUGAGAGUUUGGAAUGAAAUCCUCCAAGUGGCAAAAACUCACAUUUUAAAAACGAAUUUUGGUUCUGAUCCUG